AUGCUAGAGACGGGCUCCGGACAUGAGGCUGAGGGCGGCUCUGUGUUGGGCGUAGUGGAUGGUGAACGAGGUAGCGACUGCCUAUACGAUACUCUCUUCCUAAUAUCAAUCCAAGCAAAGCAACCGUCGUCCAAAAUCCUCAGCCAACUUAAAGAGGGGAUUGGGCCUUCUUGGGUGCGAGAAGGGUAG
Alternaria burnsii is the source of this 189-nucleotide messenger RNA. RefSeq lists its product as uncharacterized. The transcript has a single exon. The record is from RefSeq and is a predicted model, not a curated record. Bases 1 to 189 code for a protein of 62 amino acids. Lineage: Eukaryota; Fungi; Ascomycota; Dothideomycetes; Pleosporales; Pleosporaceae.